Molecule: messenger RNA, 532 nt
Organism: Cicer arietinum (chickpea)
Lineage: Eukaryota; Viridiplantae; Streptophyta; Magnoliopsida; Fabales; Fabaceae
Source: RefSeq, a predicted model, not a curated record
UUAGUCAUUAAAUAAUUAAGACAAAAAAUGUUCAAGCUACUUGCUGAUCAUAUAAAAUUAAUAUCAGUUAGCACUUGAAACUUGUAAGAGAAAGGUUUAAAUAAAGUUAGAGGAACUAAUUGUGUUUGAAAAGAAAAGUGUGAUAAAGAUGGAAUCUCACUCCCAACAGCUGAAUGUAAUUUUUGUUCCAUAUCCAACUCCUGGCCAUAUUAUUCCAAUGAUAGACACAACAAGGGUAUUUGCAAAUCAUGGUGUUAGUGUUACCAUUAUCACUACACAAGCAAAUGCUUUGAUAUUCCAGAAAGCCAUAGACAGUGACUUCAGUUCAGGAUAUGCCAUCAGAACUCAAGUUAUUCAGUUUCCUUCAGCUCAACUAGGUCUCCCUCAAGGAGUUGAAAACAUCAAAUCUGGCACCUCCCAAGAAAUGCUGGGAAAAAUCAGUCAGGGAAUUUCAAUGCUCCAAGAUCAAAUUGAGGUUGUGUUACAAGAUCAGCAACCAGAGCGAAGGCUGCGUAUUUUUAGCAUCAAAUAG